AAAGGAAACAAACUGCAGUGAGGAAACGAGUUGACUCGAGCAAAGUACUAACUGAGAUUGAAGAAACCCGUCGGAAGGUCUGCUUUGCGAUGUCCCUUCGGACUUUUUACCUUAUUUUCUACUUAGAGAUGAGUUUAAUUUUUACGCUAGCUUGCAAUUUGCAGAGGAAUGAACACGAAAGCGAGGCCGACCAGGACAUCAUUGCCAUAGUAACUAAUGGGACCAUGCCACCAGUGAAUGGAGCUCAUAAUGCCGCCGAAAUCCUACAAAAACUUUUCAGAAACUACGACAAAAGGUUGAGACCUGACUAUGCAGGAAAGGCUCUUCUUAUAACAGUGUCUCUGGGAAUUUUGUCCAUAGGGAACAUUCGUACUGAGGACAUGGAAUUUACGCUUGAUGCGUACAUGAGGCAAAUAUGGAAAGAUACCAGGUUAGUGUUUGGUAGUAGAGACAUCGCUCUUACUUUACAACAUGAAGCACUGAACGACCUUUGGCUACCAGAUACUUACUUCGAAAACGCUGUGAAAACAUCUGUGCACCAAGAAACUCGCACCGUGGUACUUUAUGGAGAUGGCUUGAUAGUUUUCAGUCAGAGGGUAACAAUGACGGCCACAACUCUGAUGAAUUUUCGUGCCUAUCCAAUGGACACGCAAGUUUUCAGAAUGGAUAUGCUAAGCUAUGGAAGGGAUAUCAAACAGCUGCGCUAUGCAGGAAGCAACGUCAAACUCUUUAACAAAGAGAUGUCUGAAUUCAUGAUUACGAAACAAAGUGUAGAGAUGAACACCAAAGAGCUAUUUAUGGGUUGUUUUGAUGUGCUAACAAUAAAGUUCACCGCAGCAAGACGGAUUGGGUAUUACAUCAUACGUAUCUAUCUCCCUUGUAUUCUCUGUACGGUUGUCUCGUGGAUGGCAUUUUGGAUGGACCCUGCCUACAUCGGAGACCGAAGUGCAAUUGGUAUCACCUCCCUUCUCACCCAGAUAUUCCUGGUCGGAAGCAUUAAUGAGGCUAUGCCGCGCGUCAGCUAUGUGAAUGCCGCUGACCUGUUCUUGAUUGUUUCGUUUUCGUUUACGUUCUUAGCGCUCGUUGAAACUGCUGCCGUCUACAGGAAAGCUGUAUCCAUAGGACGGAUAGAGAAUGGAAUUUCCUCUGAAGAAGAAAAGAAAAAUGACAUGACAACUGCUCAAAGACUCGAGAGUAGUCAAGACGAAAGUGUAUCGUCAGAAGGCCCGACGGCAUUUCAAAAUCACGAGGAUGUUACAGCACAUGACAAUCGUCUGUGGGUGAAAUUACGCACGAAGGUCUUUGGAAAUAUGGAAAGUUUGGAAAAUCAUUUAGACAGAAUAGCUAGAGGAUUCUUUCCUGUUGGGUAUACUGUUUUCAUCACGGUAUACUUCGUAAUGUUUCUCGUUGUUCUUUGAAUUCCUUUUACCAAAUAUGUGUGAUAUAUCUUUACCUCCAUGAUGCAAUUAGGCGUAAAAGCACAAGGUUAGGCGGUGUAUGCUGUACUUGUUGAGAUCACAAUGCAUAUACCGAGGCAUUAUAACCAGUUUAUAUUCUCUUGCACUUUCAUAAUACGUACAAUUCUACGAACGCGUGAUUGGGAAGCUUGUCAAAAAAUAAGGCGGA
This is a messenger RNA of Pocillopora verrucosa, 1626 nucleotides long. The record is from RefSeq and is a predicted model, not a curated record. Lineage: Eukaryota; Metazoa; Cnidaria; Anthozoa; Scleractinia; Pocilloporidae.